This is a messenger RNA of Drosophila serrata, 1206 nucleotides long. Its product is annotated as PI-PLC X domain-containing protein 2. NCBI's taxonomy places the organism in Eukaryota, Metazoa, Arthropoda, Insecta, Diptera, Drosophilidae. The record is from RefSeq and is a predicted model, not a curated record. Gene Ontology annotation, biological process: lipid metabolic process. Gene Ontology annotation, molecular function: phosphoric diester hydrolase activity.
UCACACCAUAAAUCAGAAAACAAAACAUUCCGCAAAAACGGUUUUAUUAUCAGUUUGAAGUUAAAGAUUACCAUUAUUUACGAAAGAAAAUUGGGGGCGACACCAUGACAAAGGAGCACUGGAUGCGGGAUCUGCCAAUGGCAUUGCGCGACAUGUCCAUCAUUAAUCUGGCUAUUCCAGGUUCCCAUAACUCUAUGACCUACGGCAUAAGCAGUAAAUCAAGACUGGCGCCAGAUGCAGACAGCACGGUAAGGCGAUGGCAUCGCUUCUUCCCAUGCUUUGUUCGCCGGUGGAGCAGGACACAGUCCUCCGGCGUAGUUGAGCAACUGCAGCUUGGUGUGCGGUACUUUGACCUUCGGAUAGCUCAGAAGGAUGACAAGUUUUACUACUGCCACGGCCUGUUUUGCAUGGAGGUGUUUGAGCCCCUAUUGGAGCUUCGUAACUUCCUGGACUCCCAUCCCGAGGAGGUCGUCAUCCUUGACUUGCAACACUUCUACGCUCUCACAGUGGCCCAUCACCAGCAACUCCACAAGGAUCUGAUCACCUUUUUCGGCCAUCGUCUCUACUCCACCGCAGAUGGAUCCCUUAAGGAUUGUACUCUGAACCGGUGCCUUGAGAUGCGCCGCCAAUUGGUAAUCAUCUAUAGGAGGUGUCCCAUUCCGCUUCCCCUGCGUUUUUGGCCAAGUUAUGCUUGGCCAACCCCCUGGCCAAAUAAGUCGAGUGUAAAACAGUUGCAAUCAUUUCUGGAGGAUUCCCUCCUCUCUCGGCAGCCCCAACAGGGUUAUGUAUCUCAGUGCCUCAUAACGCCCACUGGUCGUUAUAUUGCCUUCCGCCUCUUCUUCACAUUGAAGAGCACAGCCAAGCGGGUAGAUAAGAAGCUUCAUCCGUGGAUAGCAGACCAAAUACCCGGCCCCUUUGAGCCUAAAGAGGAGCCCAAGGUGAAUGUUUUUCUUGCCGAUUUUGUAAACCUUAAGGAUGGACAGUGGUGUGAUUGGGUACUGCAGCUCAACACAAAGUUGCAGGAACGCAUCACGAAUGAGACUCUGCAGGAGGGUGAAGUAUCAUGAUGUUAUUGGUCAAAUAAAAGAGUUUAUCUAGUGGUGCUAUUAUUUUUUACCUUUUAUAUAAAUAUGCAAAACACAUGUUAAAGUUUUACAUUAGAUAUAUAUGAUUAAAACAGGUCGGUGCACAAACAAAACCAAUUAA